AUGUCCGAUGAGCAGAAGUCUACCGCGUCGCUGCAACUCUUGGCAGAGAACUCCAGAGCUGCUUUAGACGCGCUUGAGUCCAAGGAGACAUCUCUUCCCAAUGAAGGCUUUCCUUCUACCGAAUUUACAACUCUUCGGACGGAUUUCAUCUCCAUUCUGGCCCUAAUUCAUGCAGCUACUACGAAAGUAGCACUUUCCCUCAAGCCGUCAUCGCCUGAGUACAAAGCAUCCCUCUCACCUCUCAAAGAUCUCUCCAACAAUGCCGCUGCCCUGGUGCACUCAAUUCGCCUUAUGCGUCGUGAUCUUGCUCCGACCAUUCUCAAGGAAUACGAAUCCGUGGCGCGGAAUGUGGUUAGAGAAGUGCUCCAUUUCUCUGAAGUCUUGCUAUCGCCGCCGGCAACCUCGACUUCGAACGAAGACUAUCUCGUUGGAGCAGGAAAAGUACACGAACUCAUUGAUCUUGCACGGAGAUCAGGUGGGUUAUCGUUGAGUAAUCGUGAGGCUGUUCGGAAAAGAUGGCUGCAGGAUCGCGAUUCUUUGGUGGACGGUGAGGAGGAGAUCCAAGAGAUUUGGAAAUCUUCCGACUCGGACGAACCGGCAGACGACGACGAGCUCUUUGAUGACGGCUGGGAAGAACUCGGUAUUAGCUCCACACAGACACUUUCGCCAGUCGAAAAGGAUCGGGCGGGAAAAGUUCAUUCUCUUAUCAAAAUCGUGGUUCUCCUUCACAAACGGGUGCUGAAAGAUAUCCUCGGACAAGAUUUAAAUGCGCGGAACGAUCCUACUUUAGAUAACCUCGCAACACUUUCAGGUCAACUCCUGGAGGCAUCCGACGAUCUCAUUUCGUCCAUGUACGGUCCCCAGCAACCAUCGAAUAUUACCGCCUGCCUGGACGCAUACAAUGCAGUCUUAAAGGAUGUCCGGCAAACGUUGUUGCUACCCCGAGAAAGAAGUUUGGAGGACCAAGUGGCCGACUUGUCUCUUUCCCCACCGUCUGGCGAGAAAUCCGCCAAAUGGUUCACGACGUGCUUCGACCAAAUUGACAAAGCCACGGUGAAAAUCUCGGACACUUUGACAGAUGCAGAUGGUCAUGAAUCGUAA
Molecule: messenger RNA, 1101 nt
Organism: Cyclocybe aegerita
Lineage: Eukaryota; Fungi; Basidiomycota; Agaricomycetes; Agaricales; Hemipholiotaceae
Source: the annotation of a GenBank genome assembly